AUGAGUUCUAAGUAUCAUUUCGAGCUGAUCACCGGGGACACUCCCCUCUCUGAUGUUCAGCAAGAAACCCUCCAAGCAUCAUUACGCAAUCUAUGCAGUCAAUGCCUACCCGAAAUACCGAAUUAUCAGGUGCUGAAAGAACCUCGUGGUACAAACUGGCUCGUGGAUAAGAUGGUUGUCCUCGCCCACCUCGAUAACAAUCUCGUUGGCUUCAUUUCCGCUCUCUCUAUUCCCAUCCCAGACUCAGACGACCCAAUCAUUCAUACUGGGCUCACAAUGGUUCACCCUUCGCAUCGUCGCUCGACUGGUUUGAAGCAGAUGAUGUUCAACCAUCUUAUAUUUCACCUGCUCGGCAAGUUCCCCGAGGGCUUCUGGGUAACGACGUUGGCAGAGGUGAUUAGCUCUCUCGUACACACAUCGAUAUACACCAUCAACGGAUUCCCUUCUAUAGAACACAACGAGCCAAACCAGACACAUCUUCGCAUUGCAAAGGAAAUCGACCGCAAUCGCGAACGCUUUUUGAUCUCUCCACAUGCUACUUUUGAGGAAAACACAUUUGUUUUCAGAGGAUCCAACGAUUGGCCUGAAGGCCGGGUGUUCAUGAAGGAUAUCGACGAUCAGAGAUACUGGCACCGCGACCUAAAAAGAAGCAAGUUUUAUUACGAUAGACUGCGAAACAAUAAGGGCGACGAGCAACUGCUUGUUGCUUUCGUGGACCCUAAUGUUAUUCGCAUGGCUAUGAAGAAGAAGCAUAAUAAAGAUCUCGUCGGGAAAUGCUCCUCAUUGGGAGUGAGCGAGCGAAGCAAGCUAUGA
Messenger RNA from Fusarium mangiferae, 813 nucleotides. RefSeq lists its product as uncharacterized. NCBI's taxonomy places the organism in Eukaryota, Fungi, Ascomycota, Sordariomycetes, Hypocreales, Nectriaceae. The transcript has a single exon. Bases 1 to 813 code for a protein of 270 amino acids. The record is from RefSeq and is a predicted model, not a curated record.